GCAGUAGUAAAGGAAGACUUCUCGGACACCGUACAUUCGCGGAAGUGAUCAAUGAAUAAUUGUAAAUGAUAUGACAUGCGUAAGUUAUAAUAACAAGAAUACUGUGUGAGCUUUAUUCGCCCGGACAACUUUCUUCAGGAUACUCAGUAUGGACGAUGAAUGGGAGGAAGAGGAGCAACUGGUGGUGGUGGAGCUCUCAGGUAUUAUCAACAAUGACUUCAUGACCAAGUGUCGUGGCACGUGCAAGAUACUGGAUAUCGACAGCGAGAAGCCCAUGAUGCAGAUUGGACAGUAUGUUUUUGCAGGGGAAUAUGAAGAUACUUUGGGAACUUGUGUUCUGUUUGAAGAGGGACCAUCCAAAGGAAAAACAAAUGGUGGUCCAGAGCUCAAGUACACGUGCCACACUGUGAGGAAACUGAUGAUGCAACGAAUUUUCCUCACAGAAAAGAAAGAGUGUGAAACAAGCACAGCAGGAAGUGGGGAGAGUGGUGGCAAGGAGGAAGCCGCCUGUCAAAAAUAAUACUCUAACUAGCUUGGAGGGACAGGUGAGCUCAUGGAAGACAAAGACUUGGAAGACAAGGCAGCUGGCUGAGCGGUGGAGCCUAGCAUUAUGACCUUCUAUUCAGGUGAUCAGAUAACAGCAUGGGUAAGGCUGUUAGAGACUCUGUGUCUGAAACAGACAAUCCAAUGACAGCUGGAUUUCUACACCUCAGCAAUAAUGAGAUUUAUCCAAUUACCGUAAGGCUUGCCCGAAUGUUACAGUAUUUUCCUUGAGCCAUGUAAUGUCUUUUCUUUAAAAUCAUUGAAUAAAUAUUGAGUUUAAAUCAAUAUCGACAGUAAAAAAAAAUUAAAAAUCAUGAUGGUAAAUGUA
Notolabrus celidotus (New Zealand spotty) is the source of this 871-nucleotide messenger RNA. RefSeq names its product general transcription factor IIIC, polypeptide 6, alpha (gene gtf3c6). The transcript is spliced from 6 exons. Gene Ontology annotation, cellular component: transcription factor TFIIIC complex. NCBI's taxonomy places the organism in Eukaryota, Metazoa, Chordata, Actinopteri, Labriformes, Labridae. The record is from RefSeq and is a predicted model, not a curated record. Gene Ontology annotation, biological process: transcription by RNA polymerase III. Bases 149 to 520 code for a protein of 123 amino acids.